Molecule: messenger RNA, 957 nt
Organism: Clunio marinus
Lineage: Eukaryota; Metazoa; Arthropoda; Insecta; Diptera; Chironomidae
Source: the annotation of a GenBank genome assembly
AUGAACUGUAAUAAACAGUUGAAUUUUGGCUUCGAAUAUGAAGCGCCAGAAAGUUUUGUUACAUCCGAAUGGCAAAAUGAGCGACGACCCUCAGUGAAAUAUUUAAUUUAUCGAUGGAUUCUAUCAAUUUAUUUCAAUUUUGUUUUGGUAUUUUCGAUCUACACAGCCGCAGAGUGCAAACAGUUGGAAUUUUAUCUAAUAUAUUUGACGAACUGGAACGUGAUGCUGAAUGCAAUAACUUCGCUAUUUGGUGCUAUUCUCGUUACAUUUUAUUACAAAGGAAAGAUAAGCUUUGAAAAUGAAGAAAAUCGUAUGCCAAUGUCAUUCAAAAUUUAUUGGCUUUUGACGACAUUAUCAGCAGUUGUAAGCAUAUUGUUUUCAUGUGUUUAUUGGCCUUUAAUUUACACUGAAAGAGACAAAGGCUUGAACGAUGCAUUGACUCAUGUUGGAAAUGGAAUUGUCUUUCUUAUUGACAUUCUUGCGAACGCUCAUCCACCUCGUUACGGACAUUUCGUUUACCCAUUAAGCUUUGGAGUGUUUUAUUGCUAUUUCUUCAGCUUACCAUACACACUUCUUGGUGGAGUUAACAGAGACUACAACAACUACAUUUAUUCCGUUCUUGAUUGGAAAAACGAUACGCAAAAUGCAAUAAUAUUUGCACUUUCAACUGUCGCCUUUCUCGUAUUUAUGCAUUUUGUGCUGACAUUUUUAACUGGAACCAAAAAAUUUGUUCAUAAAAAAAUUAAAUCGCGAAGAAGUGAGACGAAUGAAACGAUGUCAGACAAUCAAUAUGACAAUCCAUCAUUCAAAAUAUGUAAAAGAAAGAAAAAAUUCAUCAUAAAAAUAAGUAAUUCUGAAGAACAUGCACGUAAAAAAAUGUUAAAGUUGGAAUAUCUAACAAUUGAAGAUAAUCAUUCAAACUUUACACACUUCAGUUGUGUCGAAAUGAAGCAUUGA